Plenodomus lingam JN3 is the source of this 957-nucleotide messenger RNA. RefSeq lists its product as uncharacterized. Gene Ontology annotation, cellular component: mitochondrion. Lineage: Eukaryota; Fungi; Ascomycota; Dothideomycetes; Pleosporales; Leptosphaeriaceae. Gene Ontology annotation, molecular function: guanine nucleotide transmembrane transporter activity. The record is from RefSeq and is a predicted model, not a curated record.
AUGACACCCUCACCAUCAGAGGCUGUAGCCAAAGUCGCCGAAGCCGCAUCGGGUGCCAAUUCGUCAGUGAAAGUGUAUAAGCGGGAAAGCAACACAGCCAGAGUUUUGGGCGCAGGAUGUGCUGGUAUUGCAGAGCUUAUGGUGUUUCACCCCGUAGACACGACAGCGAAGCGGUUAAUGAGCAAUGUUGGCAAGAUUGAAUCGGUAUCACACUUGAACAAGGUAGUCUUCAGAGACACAGCCGCAGCAUCCGUCUCAACACGAUUCUUCUCGCUCUUUCCAGGUCUCGGAUACGCUGCAGCAUACAAGGUGCUUCAACGUGUAUACAAGUUUGGUGGACAGCCCUUUGUACGAGAUUAUUUGGCGCAACACCAUGGAGGCAGCUUUGAGCGUACAUUCGGAAAGGCCAAGGGCAAGGCCAUUAUGCACGCCACAGCUGGUUCGAUUAUCGGUAUCGGCGAGAUUGUUCUUCUGCCACUCGAUGUCCUUAAGAUCAAGCGACAGACCAACCCUGAAGCGUUCAGAGGGCGUGGUCUGUUCAAGAUCAUCUCUGAUGAGGGCUUUGGCCUCUACCGCGGGUGGGGUUGGACAGCAGCGCGCAAUGCGCCCGGAUCCUUCGCUCUUUUCGGUGGUUCUGCUGUAGCGAAGGAGUUUCUCUACAAGCUCAGCGACUACAACUCCGCCACAUGGAUGCAGAACUUCGUCGCAUCCAUCGCCGGUGCUAGCGCCUCGCUCGUCGUCUCCGCCCCUCUCGAUGUCAUCAAGACGCGUAUCCAGAACAGAAACUUUGAGAACCCAGAGAGCGGCAUGCGGAUCGUGUCCAACAUGAUGAAGCACGAGGGAAUCACCUCCUUCUUCAAGGGUCUGACACCCAAGCUUCUCAUGACCGGACCCAAGCUCGUCUUCUCCUUCUGGCUGGCUCAAACACUCAUUCCCGCCUUUGGAAAGAUAAUGUAA